AUGGCCCAGGGCACGGGCCUUGGUAGAGUCGUGCCACUCUCUGAGCAGGCUCAGAGAGUAUGGGUCGGGAGAUGGGGUUGCUGUGCGGGCUUUGGGCGUGACGUGGCACUUUGCAUCCCACUCCGACAGAAAUUCAUCCACCACGGCGUCCGGAUUCUCCCAGUCUGCGCGGCGGGAUGCCCCACUCCGACGACCACCGUUGAAGACACGUCGCCCUCCUGCUGCAUAAGCGCGGCUCCCCCAUCGGCCGAGGCACAUUCGCCAACGUUGCCGCCCCAUCACAAAACGGGUCGGCGAUGUUCCUCCGUGGGUGCGGAGGAGCGCCUAUUGGAGUUUGGUCAAAACCUGAUAAGGGAGUACGAGAAGGGAGGUGGCGGAAGCGGCGAAGAGAAGGGGCGCUACAACAUGAUCGCCCACUUGUAUGAUUCUACUGACCCGGUGACCGGAACGAGUAUGUCCGAAGAGAUGCUCGUGUCCAUGUGUGUCACAUACAUCAUCGCCGGCACAGACACCACCGGGACCACCCUGUCGUGGCUGAUGUGGGCGCUUGCGAGCCACCCGCACGUCUACGACACGCUCCGCGCCGAGCUCAUCGCAGCUUUCCCCGAUCCCGGCGCGUUCCCCGACCUGGCGUCGCUCCGGAAACUGCUCUACCUGACCGCC
Punctularia strigosozonata HHB-11173 SS5 is the source of this 663-nucleotide messenger RNA. RefSeq names its product cytochrome P450. NCBI's taxonomy places the organism in Eukaryota, Fungi, Basidiomycota, Agaricomycetes, Corticiales, Punctulariaceae. The record is from RefSeq and is a predicted model, not a curated record. The annotation marks the transcript as partial. The transcript is spliced from 8 exons. Gene Ontology annotation, molecular function: monooxygenase activity; iron ion binding; oxidoreductase activity, acting on paired donors, with incorporation or reduction of molecular oxygen.